Messenger RNA from Drosophila hydei, 3232 nucleotides. It is a transcript of the gene Imp, whose product is annotated as insulin-like growth factor 2 mRNA-binding protein 1. The transcript has 7 exons. Gene Ontology annotation, molecular function: mRNA binding. NCBI's taxonomy places the organism in Eukaryota, Metazoa, Arthropoda, Insecta, Diptera, Drosophilidae. Gene Ontology annotation, biological process: regulation of gene expression. Gene Ontology annotation, cellular component: cytoplasm; nucleus. The coding region runs from base 1005 to 2921 and encodes 638 amino acids. The record is from RefSeq and is a predicted model, not a curated record.
CAACUGGCAACUGGCAACUGGCGACUGGAGGACUGGAAACUGUGCAACUGUGCAACAGACAUUUGUUGCAACUAGCCCAAUAACAAUUUAUUUAUUUAUAUAUUGUUUUCUUUUUGGAACAGUCAAUAUCCGCCAAACAGUCAGCAUCAAUCAGCAGCAAUCAGCAGCAACCAGGCAGGCCAAACAGUCGCUCAAUCAGUCAGUUACCGGAAUCGGUUUUCACCUAAUUUGGCCAAUCACGCAGUUUUUUUUUCGAUUCGGACGACAUUUGAACGGCCUUAAAAGCAAAAAGUUUUUCCUCGAAAUUCACUUUAAAAAGACAAAAAAAAUCGCAAAAAAAUCGAAAAAAAAAAUAUCGAAUCGAGCGCGGUAUAAAGAAAACCAAUCAAUGCAACAACAAUAAUCAAAUUAAAACAACUGUUAAACGCCACUAAGUCGAUUUAGAAAAGUAAAGGAAAAAUUAGAAAAAGCCAGCAAAAUUUUUGUUCGGUCUAGAAACCAAAAGCGAAAAAUCCCCCCAAAACGACGAACCAACGCAAAAGAAAAGAGAACAGACAAGGACAUGAGUCAAUGCAAAACCUAAGCGCCAAAAUUCAAACAGCGAAACGUCCUUUUGAAGCAUUCCACGACCCAAAUUCGAGCUGCGAAAACUUUAAACGGAACUCAAAUCUCUAUAUCAAAUACAAAUAAUACUAAAUCCAAAAUUCCCAAGUGUUUUUCGUGACUCGAGUUUCGCCAAAGAGUUGCCAGAUCAACGAGAACAAAACAACAACAACUAAACGAACACAAUUGCUAUUAUCCUAUAUAUAUUCAUAUAUUCACAAAUAUAUAUAUAUAUACAAAUAUCGUGCUCUAAAGAAGAUCCCUGCAUAACGUAGCCCCAAAUCCCGAUCCCAGAAAGCAAGCCACAAGGAAAAACUAAACACGACAACAAACAAACAAAAGCGACUCAAAUUCAACCAUAACAAGCAGCAGAAGCAGUAGGUACAGUUUUUUUUUUAAAGAUGGCUUCCGAACUGGAUCAAUUCGCCGAUUUGGAAUUAUCAAAAGAGGAUCGCGAGCAAAUCUUCGAUCCGCCAUUGGAUCGGCAGCAAUUGGAAGGUGCUGGCACCUCAAGUGUUACGACAUCAAAAAUCUUAAUAAGCGGCAUACCGCUGCAAACACGUUUCGAAGACAUCGAACCGCUACUGAAGCCCUAUGGCAUCGUCAAACAGUGUGAGGCUAUUUCUAGUAAGGAUCAAAAUACUCAAACAGUACAUAUAACAUUCGAAAAUCCUGAGCAGGCGCAAAGAGCUGCUGGUGGCCUAAACGGCGUCGAAUUCGAGGGCAGUAAACUGCACGCAGAGCAAUUGGAUAAAAAUCAACGCCGGAGCAUACGCAAUCAGCGCAAUCCGUAUCCGGGAAUGCCGGGACCCGGCCGCCAGGCGGACUUUCCGCUUCGCAUACUGGUGCAGAGCGAGAUGGUGGGCGCUAUCAUAGGUAGACAGGGCACCACCAUACGCACCAUCACACAACAGAGUAGGGCCCGUGUCGAUGUGCAUCGCAAGGAGAAUGUUGGCUCCCUCGAAAAGUCCAUUACGAUCUAUGGCAAUCCGGAAAACUGUACCAAUGCAUGCAAGCGUAUAUUGGAGGUUAUGCAACAGGAGGCACUGUCCACGAAUAAGGGUGAGAUCUGUUUGAAGAUACUCGCCCAUAAUAAUUUAAUUGGUCGCAUUAUUGGGAAGAGCGGUAACACUAUUAAACGCAUUAUGCAGGAUACGGAUACGAAGAUAACCGUUAGCUCUAUUAACGACAUCAACAGCUUCAAUUUGGAGCGAAUCAUAACGGUGAAGGGAUUAAUCGAGAACAUGUCACGUGCGGAAAACCAAAUCAGCACCAAACUGCGCCAAAGCUAUGAGAACGACUUGCAGGCAAUGGCGCCUCAGAGCCUUAUGUUCCCUGGUCUGCAUCCCAUGGCAAUGAUGUCGACACCGGGCAACGGCAUGGUCUUCAACACGAGCAUGCCGUUCCCCUCGUGUCAAAGCUUUGCCAUGUCCAAGACACCGGCCAGCGUGGUGCCCCCGGCCUUCCCCAACGAUAUGCAGGAGACAACGUUUCUCUAUAUACCAAACAAUGCUGUUGGGGCAAUUAUUGGUACUAAAGGCUCGCACAUACGCAGCAUAAUGCGCUUCUCAAGCGCAUCCCUCAAAAUUGCGCCCCUCGACGCCGACAAGCCGCUGGACCAACAAACGGAGCGCAAGGUCACGAUUGUUGGCACACCGGAGGGUCAGUGGAAGGCGCAGUACAUGAUAUUUGAAAAGAUGCGCGAGGAGGGUUUCAUGUGCGGCACCGAUGAUGUUCGCCUAACCGUUGAGCUACUUGUCGCCAGCUCCCAGGUCGGACGCAUCAUUGGCAAAGGCGGACAGAACGUGCGUGAGUUGCAACGUGUGACGGGUAGCGUCAUUAAGCUGCCAGAGCAUGCGCUGGCGCCACCCUCAGGCGGCGAUGAAGAGACACCUGUGCACAUCAUUGGACCAUUCUAUAGCGUUCAGUCUGCACAGCGACGAAUUCGUGCCAUGAUGCUAUCGACAAAUCCGCCACCAGUGACCAAAAAACAGAAAGCUGCCAAAGAACAACAAUUGCAACAACAACAACAGCAACAACAACAGACAUUAGCCGGCGCUGCGCCAAGUGGGACUCAACAGCAGCAGCAACAGUCGCCGUCGCAGCAGCAGCAGCCGCUGCCGCCGCAAUCGCAUCAUCAAUCGUCGGCGGCGUCGUCGGCGCCACCUGCGCAUCAUCAGCAGCAGGCGUCGUCGACAGCGUCCUCACAUCAAUUGCAGCAGCAGCAGCCGUCGCCGCCGCCCGGCAACAAUGCAUCGGCCGCCACCCAACAACAGCAGCAGCAGCAGCAACAGCAGCUGGCGAGCUCACAGCAGUAAACUGCAGCAGCCGUGUGUGGGACUGGGGCAGGGGCAGGGGGGCAACCGAAAUACAACAGCAAAAAAACUUGAACAACAACAUCAACAACACCAACAUCAAGAAUUUACUAUAAAGGCAAUAGCAACAAGACAACCUACAUUCGGAUUUGCACAGGCGGUUUUCUUCUAACUUCAAACAGGCAACAAGAAGUGCAACAUCAGGAGCAACAAUAAUAAUAACAACUCUCGUCCCUCUGCAGCUCAACAAGAGUAAGAGAAUUGAUAAGCAGGCAAAAGAGAACAUCAGCAACAACAAUAGCAUUGAAAAAAAA